Molecule: messenger RNA, 420 nt
Organism: Aspergillus thermomutatus
Lineage: Eukaryota; Fungi; Ascomycota; Eurotiomycetes; Eurotiales; Aspergillaceae
Exons: 2
Coding region: 1-420 (139 amino acids)
Source: RefSeq, a predicted model, not a curated record
AUGAUAGUAACGCAGUACGAGGGCGUAGGCGCAAAUUACAACGACACCGCCCUUAUCCACCAGUAUCCUCCAACAGCUGCCAUCCUGGCUAAAUUUGGCAUGUGCAAGGUUGUGACGUCCUCGAUCUCGCCUGCGGCUCAGGCUCAUACUCCCGCAAACUCGUCGAGCUCGGAGCAAAGAGAGUCAUCGGCGUCGACAUCUUCGAGGCGAUGGUGGAUGCCGCGCAUCUUCACGCUCUGGACGAGAUUCGACCUAGCCGUGGCCAUAUGGAUCCUCAACUACGCCUCCCACGAGGAAGAAUUGCUGACAAUGUGGCGCAAUAUCCUCGAUAGUCUCAAGCCUGGGGGGCGCUGCGUCGGUAUCCUCCCUGAAGCCAAUCAGGCGGCGGGAAGUAAUCGGUAUCCGAAUGGAGAGAAGUGA